CGGCGCCGUGCCCCGCCGCGGAGACCCCGGAGCCCGCGGCGGGCCCCUGCGCCCCCGGCGUGCUGCCGGCGCACUUCUGGCUGGCCGCGCUGUGGAUGGCGCUCGCCGUGCUCGCGGGUUUGGUCCGGGAGGCCAGUGCCCGCCACGGGGUCCGCACCGUCUGCGAGUGCUCCAUGGACAUCAGCGUCCCGAGGGCGACGGCCGGCAGCACGCUGCCCACCGAGCAGAUGCUGUGGCGGGCGGUGGCCAGCGGCGCGGGCCUGACGAAGUGCGAGAUGCUGCCGCGCCGGGCGCUCUCCGCGUGGGUCAGCCGCUGCCCUCAGGUUGACCAUGGCGAGGACGUCGACGCCCACGUCAUGCACGUGCAGUUUGCAGUCAGCCUGCCUCGGGAGCAGGAGCGGGAGAAGUGGCGCCGCCAGCUCCUCAGGACUGGCUGGGUCCCGCACAGCGGCCUGGCGGACUGGCAGGGGGCGCGGGUCGUGCAGCGGCCGCCGAGGCUCACGAGGCUGAAGGGCCCAACGCUGGACGACAGCGUCGUGGACGUCAUUGAAGCCGCCGGCUUGGGCGUCGCUCGCCGUUGUCCUUUCCGUCUGUGCCGCGCCCCCCCCGAUCAGGUGCAACAGGGUGCUGCGCCCGCGCCGCCUGGGGACCUUCGCACCGAGGUAGCACACGGCAUGUUUGCCUGGCUCAAGACUGCCCGCGCCGCCGGCGUGCUGGCUAUCCAGGGCGUGGGCAACGUGGUAGCUGCUGUCAUACUGCCGCUGUACGUGGCGGGCCAAGCGGACUACUCGUGCGAGGUCGGCUAUCCAAUGGAGGUGCACCUGGCUUGGUUCUAUUACAUGCUUUUCUCCGUCUUGUCAAAUGUCGCGUUGGUUUGUGUGGUUUGCGGCUCCAGCGGCUGCAGGUUGUUCGUUCGCUACUGGCUCCGGUGCGGGAUCCGGCUUGUGGCCAUGGGCAUGCUGUUGAGCAGCACGUAUCAGGAUGUUGUCUUCUACGUGUUGGCACGGACGUGUGAUUACGACGUAUGGCGCGUGGCUGCAUGGCUUUUGCUGUUUGGGGUCGGUGCCAUGCAGAUCUGCGUGCAGCUCUUCAUGCUGUUCAGAUGCUACCUCCUCUUCCGACGAGCUCAGAAUCCAGAGGAUCGCGAGAGGCUGCGAGUGGAGGGCAUCUUCCAGGCACUGCGUAGCUCCAACAACCUCUUGCUGACCCACCUGGUCCAACCGGCCCUACAGGAGCACCUGGGCGGGGAGAGCUCGUGGGCCGCAGCGGCCGCCGAGGUGCGCAUCGCCAUGGCCCGCGCGCUGUUCCAGGAUGUUGAGCAGGCAGCCCUCCAGCUGGUCUUCCUGACGUUCCUUCAGGAGCUCCCCGCGAGGGACACGCUGUUCGUCUACGCGUCCGCCAGCAACUCGCUGCUGCUGUCCUUCGGCGCGAUCGCGCAGCUCCUGCCCGAGGCCCGCGACUGGCUAUGGCACCAGGCCCUUCCGUCGCUCCCUGGCGGGCGCCGUCUCAGGCCGCUCCGGGUCGCGUGGCUCGCGCUGUGCGCGCUCCUGCUGAAGCUCGCCCUGGCCU
This is a messenger RNA of Prorocentrum cordatum, 1569 nucleotides long. Lineage: Eukaryota; Dinophyceae; Prorocentrales; Prorocentraceae. The record is from the annotation of a GenBank genome assembly.